CAGAGUACGCCAUCAACGGUAGACACGCGCCACACUAUUGUUAUUGUCCUCAGACCAUUCUCAUUAACACCUAAGCUAUUAAAAUGCGAUGAACCAUCACAGUGCUUGUCUUGCAGCAUUAUAAGUGAGGCAAACAUGAUUCUUUCGCCAGUACUGUGGACAGCAGUUUUAUUUACUUUCGUAUAUGGAACACCAGAUAUGGAGAGCGGUUCGGGGAUGCUACUGACAGAACCAAUAGACCUUCUAGAUCAUCUGUGGCAGGUGGCUAAUCACAGCAAUGCAUCAGUAAUGCAAGGAAACCAAAGAUGUCCAGUCCUACAUGUAGGCCAGUACUCAACCCUCUCUAUACCACUACGGCAGGUGUUUGGACACAGGUUUGGUGAGGAGUUCAGUUUGCUGUUGCAUCUGCGAAGCUCCCAGUCUGAAGACCGCAGUGUGCUGACCUUCCUCUGCCCAGACGGACAUAUUCUCCUGCAGAUUCGUAUUAGUGCCUACACCCUUACCAUCAUCAGCACUCAACAACGACACUACGAGUUUCCCGUGGCAGUGCUGUCUGAUAGGGGUUGGCACCAUGUGGCGGUCAGCAUCUCCUCUGGCCGGUUGGCGUUGUACGUGGAUUGCUCCAUGGUUGAGAGCGUGGAUUGGGCAUACAAGGACGUUUUGGGAAUCUCCACUGAUGGCCUGGUUAUGGUGGGCGGAAUAAUUGAGGGUUUUGAGACGCCUUUUGAGGGUGAUCUGAUGCAAGUGACGUUUCUGAUGGGAGAACCAGAUGCAGCCCGAGAUCAGUGUACCUUUUUCCAAUCUCAGUGUGGAGGAAACAGACACAAACCUCCUCGCUCUCCUCGCAUACACACUGAAGAGGAACUUUUGCUGUCCUCAAAUGACCUGGAAGACUUAUUAGAGACAGCAGAGGACAGUGACUUUUUCCAUGCUAAGCAGACUGGUCUCCAUAGACGUGGGAUUAUACGUGGAGAUGGUACUCUUCCUACUGGAUCCAAACGUCCUGGCCUUGUGGAGCGAGGUGAUGUGUUUGAGGAUACCGACCUGUUAGACCAAAGCAUCUUAUCUAAAAAUGGUGGAAAACCUUACAAAACAUUCCCAACUGACUCAACAGGCAGCCGUGACGGGAAACCAGAAUCUAAACGUCUAGAUGAAAACUUCACCACUGACAAGCACAAAACAGGCAAACCUUCAACAAAGAAGCCAGUGGAUACCAUAAUUAUCAACCUGGAUGUUCAGAUACCCGAGAAACCUACCGGAAGUAUUGAACCUAGCAGUGAAAUUCACCCGAAAACCACCUCCAGUCCUGAGGAUCGAGAAUCCUACUUGUUAAAAGAGGAUUUGGGGGUCACCACACAGGCUCCUGUGAGAACAGCUACUUGGGAGGGCAUCUCAAAAGGAAGUGGAAGAAAAACAUUCAAAACUCCAGAUAUCCCUGUAAGACCUGGCUGGGGAUCUGAGGAGCACCCAGGUACCGUUAUAUUUACAGAAAGGCAUGAAGAUCUUGUGCGUGGCUCUGAUGGGAAUAUGUAUCGCAUUCAAAGAGGACCCAUGGGGCCAGUGGGGCCACCAGGUGAGCCUGGAUGUCCUGGGAGUGAUGGCUAUCCAGGAGCCAAAGGUGAUAAGGGCUCCAGUGGGCUUAAGGGCCGUCCAGGUCACCGUGGAGUCCCAGGACCUCCUGGGCCACCUGGGCUGCCCACAUUCUACCUGUGGGGAAACACACCUGAGGAAUGGGCUGCAUUUCAGCAAACUCCGUUCUUCCAGCUUCUCCGUGCAGGUUGGCCUAGAGCGCAAGGGUCACCUGGUCCGGAAGGAGAGAUGGGGAAACCUGGGCCGCAAGGGCCACCUGGGGAGCCAGGGGAACAAGGACGUCCAGGACGUUUGGGAGACAUGGGUGACCGUGGCCCAAAAGGUGUGAUAGGCAGAGCAGGGGUCUUUGGAAAGGAUGGAGAAAACGGGUUAGAUGGACCUCAGGGGCCUCUGGGGAUUCCAGGACCAAAGGGUCCUCUAGGCUAUAAAGGAGAAUCAGGCUCACCUGGAGAGAAAGGAGAGGAGGGUAUUGCUGGAUCAGAGGGUCCAUGUGGAGAUAUGGGAAAAGGUGGAGAGAAAGGUUCCAAAGGAGCACCUGGCUCUCCUGGUCCUGUCGGCCCUCCUGGUCCACAAGGAAUGAGAGGGAUGGAGGGCCCUGAAGGUCAUCCAGGGCCAGAUGGGGAUGAUGGGAUGGAGGGACCACCAGGUCUUCCAGGUCCACCAGGAGCUCCUGGCUGGACAGGUGUGGUUGGUGCCCAGGGGCCUAAUGGCUCUCGUGGAGAGCCUGGACCUCCAGGACCUGUUGGUUUUCUGGGGCCACAGGGUCCCCAGGGAUUAGAGGGACAGAUCGGGCCUCCAGGACCACGGAGCCUACAGGGACUGUCAGGCCGGGAAGGUUUACCUGGUCCCAAAGGAGAACCUGGACCUGCAGGGCCAGUGGGCCUCCGAGGGGAGCCAGGAUUUGAAGGAUUAAUGGGUGUAUUAGGAACACAAGGUCCAAAAGGUUUUACUGGUAUCAAAGGUAACAGAGGACCUGAUGGAGACCAGGGAGACAAUGGACCUAAAGGAAACAAAGGUGUUAGAGGAGCCCAAGGGGUACAGGGCAUUCAAGGUGAGCAGGGACCAACAGGCUUUCCUGGUUUCCCAGGCAUAAGAGGCCUGCCAGGACCUCAAGGGAUCCAGGGAGAGGACGGAGAAGCUGGUCCAUAUGGCAAAGUGGGAAAGGAGGGGCAAAAGGGGAGCAAAGGUCCCGAAGGCCUCUCUGGAAAGCCUGGUCCUAGAGGCCUAAAGGGUCGAACAGGGCAGAGGGGUCACACUGGCAUCCCUGGACUUACUGGUUUACCUGGCCCAUCUGGAUCUGUUGGAGCUGAAGGAAAGCCUGGUACACAGGGGCUGCAAGGCCUUGUGGGUAAUGCAGGAAGUAAAGGACUAAUGGGACUGCAAGGUAUUCCUGGAGAACGUGGUCAGGAUGGACCCCAAGGAUCUAUAGGUCCACCUGGACAGGAGGGGCCUGUGGGCCAUCCAGGACCAUCAGGAGAGAGGGGUUUCCCUGGAAAGACAGGAGCUGUGGGACCGCAGGGCCCUGUUGGCAUGUAUGGUUUUCCAGGAAACUUGGGUAUGAGAGGAAGACUCGGCCACACUGGAAACAGAGGAGAGCCAGGUCUAAGAGGGCCUCCUGGACCAACUGGGAAGUCUGGAACACCUGGUCCCCCUGGUCCAGUAGGAAAAAAGGGCCCACCAGGACCCCAGGGCCGGCAAGGAGAUCCUGGGCAUCAGGGAACAGAUGGGCCAUGUGGUCCUCCAGGACUUCAGGGGAUCAGUGGGGUCAUUGGAAAACCAGGACCCCGUGGAAGUAUUGGACCCCCAGGGGACCCUGGGCCAAACGGGCCCCCGGGGAUUUCAGGUCCGCAGGGGGCAAAUGGACUGCCAGGUAUAGAUGGGGAGAAAGGAGAAAAGGGAAUGAUGGGCACUUCUGGUGAUGCCGGGCCUUUCGGACUGGGAGGGCCACAGGGUCCACCCGGUCCGUCAGGUUUGGAAGGGCCUCCUGGAAGGAAAGGUGAUAAGGGGGACAGAGGUCCCUUUGGAAAACCUGGUUUUCAAAGACCGAAAGGAGACAUUGGCCCUCCAGGUGCUAAAGGUCUAAUGGGUCGACCAGGCCCAGCCGGCAGUGAGGGUGAUGCUGGUCCAGUUGGAGUUGCUGGUGACCCCGGCCCUAAAGGAGAGAAGGGUGAUAUAGGCCUGCGAGGAUUUACUGGUUUAGAGGGACCAUGGGGAGAAGUGGGGGAGCAGCGAGAGAGGGGGCUCAAGGGAGACAAGGGGCAAAUCGGACUACACGGUGAGUCGGGUCUCAUGGGUGGUGUUGGACCUCGUGGCCUAAAAGGUGUAGAGGGUGGACCAGGCCAACCAGGAUUGGUGGGGCCAGAUGGACCUCCAGGAAGCAAGGGGAAGGUGGGGCCGAGCGGUUUACUUGGUGAGGCAGGAGAAGCUGGGCCUGAGGGAAUUGCAGGUCCCAAAGGUAUGCGAGGUGAUGCAGGGAAAGCCGGGACACAGGGAGGUGUUGGCUCAGUAGGUCCCCAAGGUCUUUUGGGUCCUAAAGGUCACCCAGGGCCUGAAGGGGAGAAAGGAGACUCAGGAGAUAAAGGAGAACCUGGGGUGAAAGGUCCAGACGGCCUUCAAGGCAUUCAAGGACCACCGGGACUGCCUGGUUUGGAGGGUCUACAAGGUGAGGAAGGGGUACAUGGCUCACCAGGUCUGCCAGGAGCUCAGGGCCGCGUGGGUAACCCGGGACCUGAAGGAAGAGAAGGCAUGAAAGGAGAGAAGGGAGGUCAAGGCAAGGAUGGAGCACCUGGAAAAAUGGGUCACAUUGGACGGAGGGGUAAAAGAGGCAAGGCAGGGUUGAGGGGGACCAGAGGACCAAGAGGAGAAAAGGGAGAGAGGGGAGAUGUAGGAGAGAAAGGACAUCCUGGAUGGGGAGGAAGUAUGGGAAUCCAAGGGCUGAGAGGAGAGCCUGGGGAGCAAGGUGUCAAAGGAGCAGAGGGUGAGAAAGGAGAUCAGGGACCACUUGGUCCACCAGGGAAAGAUGGCUUGAAGGGGAGUAUGGGGCCACAUGGUCCUCCUGGACCCCCUGGACCAAAGGGGGAUCAGGGGAAUAUUGGUCCUGCUGGGCCUAGAGGGGCACCUGGAAUACCUGGACUACCGGGCUUGUUUGGAGACAAGGGACCUAAGGGAUUUCAGGGGAAUCCUGGACCCCCUGGAAGGAGGGGCUUGUCAGGGUCACCGGGGCCACCAGGGCCUGCUGGCGUUUCUGUGAAUCUGACCCUGACCCAGAUCAAGGAGCUGAUGUACAGUUCAGACAAGCCCAAUUACCCUCUGAUUCAGUCACUAUUGGACUCUCUGUACCAUGACAUCAGGCUGCUGGUGGACCCUCCGGAUGGCAGCAAGCAGCACCCAGCAUCUACCUGUCUGGAGCUGUGGCUGUGCCAUCCCAACUACACCAGUGGAUUCUACUACAUUGACCCAAACCAAGGCAGUCCGUUAGAUGCUCUUUUGGCCUACUGUAACUUCUCCGAGUCGGGAGCAGAGUCCUGCCUUCACCCGAGAGAUGCACAUUUUCCCAUAAGCACUUGGCUGCAUGACUCGAGGAAUAACAGCGAGUUCUACUGGUUAAGUUCACUUGAGGGAGGUUUUAAAUUUGAGUAUCCAGCGCUCAGUGUGGUUCAGCUGCGGUUUCUACGACUCCAGAGCAACAGAGCAGAACAGAGAGUGAGGUACUCCUGUUACCCUGGACAUCGAUUGGGCCAGACACAGCGACAGGUCCAGUUCCUCACAGACGCCGUCAAGCAGAGCUAUAUAGGAGAAGUGCAGGAUUGUGUGUCUGCAAAGGAAGUGGAUCCCGGGCCGCGUGAGGCUGUGUAUCAGUUUGAAGACAUCGACCUGCUUCCUCUACGUGAUAUAGGAAUGUUGGGCAACAGUAGCCAUGAGUUUGGCUUCACCAUCAGCCCUGUGUGCUUCAGCUAGAGACACCUUGAAUGAUAACGGUACAUCCUGUGCAUUUAAACUUAAAUACAAGCACCAAAGAGAAGACAAAAUGGGACACUCUGAAGACACAUGCAGCAUCUACAGCUCGUGGUAAGGAAGCACUCUACACAGUGUCCUGUCUAUCCCUGUGCUUCCAGACAAAUGGACAAUAUCUUUGUUUUUGUUUGUUUACAGGGACUUUUGUCUUUGUAAUUAAUGUACUUUUUUAUAAUAGUAUUUGUUUUAGCAAUGGUCUUGUAAUAACAUUGUAGAAGAAGCUUGGAUUGUAUCGAGUGUAAUGACAGGGUUCUGGCGUGACCACUAUGUGGUUGCAUGGCUCAAGUUUCAGUUUACUAUUUAAUCAUGUACAAAUGGGUAUCAUGGAUGAAUUGGUUGUUAUUCAUUAUAAGGCGAGUGUAUGAAUGACCCUUUUCCCCCUCUCGUUUAAGUGUCUAACUUGAAUUGUAUGACUGAUAGAAACGAAGCAAAGGUUCAGAUAUCAGGACGUCUGUGCUAUCUUUCUAUUUUUUCUGUUCAUGUCACGAUUUGAUUUCAGAAAAGGUCGUGUUACCUAAAUAUUGUUUAAAAAUGUAUGUUCUAUGAUUUAAUAUUUACAAUACAGAAGUAACCGUUGUUUCAAACAGAGAAAAAUAAUACAAACAGCUGCAAAGCUGGUUAAUAAAUGUACAAGCAGUGAUCUGCAUUAUGGCUCUGAUACUGAAAGUCAGUACACAUGCAUAAAAUCAUAGAGACAGAUUUCCUUCAGUUCACAUUUACUGUAUGUAGGUCUCAGGGAGCACUUACAAAUAUGACAUAAAUAUUUAAAAGAAUACACAAAUGAUAUAGGUAAAAUAGGUUAAUAUGUUAAGAUUAAUCAAUACAAGCCAAAUACAAGUGUAUUUCAUCGUUAUUCAUUUAGACACGGGUGCUUUGUUUUAGAAAACUUUUUGCUACAAAACAUUAUGUACUGUAUAUUGUGUUUUCUAUGUAUUUGUGGUGACAUCGGAAAUCACAUGCUGGUCAUCUGUUUGAGCAUCAGCUAUAAAAAGUACAUUAAUGUAUCAUUUAAGUCGUGUUGGACAAUUUUGUGUCAUUGUGUGAAACAUAAACAUUUCU
Carassius auratus (goldfish) is the source of this 6663-nucleotide messenger RNA. Its product is annotated as collagen alpha-1(I) chain-like. Bases 136 to 5547 code for a protein of 1803 amino acids. Lineage: Eukaryota; Metazoa; Chordata; Actinopteri; Cypriniformes; Cyprinidae. The transcript has 68 exons. The record is from RefSeq and is a predicted model, not a curated record. Gene Ontology annotation, cellular component: extracellular matrix. Gene Ontology annotation, molecular function: extracellular matrix structural constituent.